Molecule: messenger RNA, 4471 nt
Organism: Saitoella complicata NRRL Y-17804
Lineage: Eukaryota; Fungi; Ascomycota; Saitoellomycetes; Saitoellales; Saitoellaceae
Product: TPR-like protein
Exons: 4
Coding region: 66-4076 (1336 amino acids)
Cellular component (GO): Ski complex
Molecular function (GO): protein binding
Source: RefSeq, a predicted model, not a curated record
GGACGAGGUCAUUUGAGUACAGCGUAACGAGCAUAACGAAAAGAGCGACUGAAGUUACGUGAACCAUGUCGACAAAGACCGCUCUCAAACAAGCAAGAGAACAGAUCGGAAAGAAGGAUUUCGCAGAAGCGGUCAAGUCAUGUCGACGAAUCCUCGAUUUCGAACCAGAUAACUACAAUGCGAAUGUAUUCCUCGGUCUGAGUUUGAUGAACCUCGGUCAAUUGGAUGAAGCAGAGACAGUAUAUAAAGCUGCAGUCGAGAAGGAGGCUGGGCAAGUACUGGCUUGGCAGGGUCUCUGGAACCUCUACGAGAAGAAACAGAACGUCGAAGAAUACAUUCGGACAUCCGAGAAAUUGAUGACAAUGUUCAUGGAAAGUGACGACCGCGACAAAUGCGCACAAACACACGAGAAACUCGCAGCGUUUAUCAAAGAACACGGCUCAACCCUGCAGCGCGUCCAGGUCCACUCCCUCAUCCUCCCAUCAUCACCAUACUACACUUUCCUGGAAGGUCGAGUAUUUCAGCCAAGCCUAACCCUGACGAGGAUAGUGGAGCUCUUGGAACCAUGGGAGUCCGACACAAUCAAACGCGAAAUCGCAAAACGCCGCAGCAGACUCGGCGCAAACAUCUCCAAAAUCAACGGCGAGGUCCGUCUCGAAGUUUUCGCACAAAGCAAGUUGGACGAAUACUACCUACAACUCAUUGAUUGGACCGACGAAGACGAGAUUCGUCGCGCGACUGAAGUUAAGGUUUUUGAUCGGGCGUAUCAGGUGUUGUUGGUGUUACCCGCGGGUGGACAGAAAGAUGAGAAGAGAGCGCAGGUUGCGGAUAUGGCGAGGGGGAUGGUCAUCCUUCAUGCCCCCGUUGAGCUCGCAUGGAUGAUCCACCUCGAGUGGGCUGACGUAAGCGACAUCUCCCAGUUCGACGUCAAUGUUCUUCGUGAGUUCGUGGCGCUGUUCCCGGGUAACGGCCUAUCAAAGACGAUCGACGCAUACCUGACCUCCGAGUUAUCCCCUUUCCCUCCCGUCCCAGUCGUGGAAGGCGAGGAACCCCGACCACAGCUGAGCUCGGAGGAUAUCCUCGACGCGAUGCUCGACGCCAUCGCCGACGCGCCCAAAUCGCCGCUCGCGAGUAGGUUGUUGGCAGCAUACUACCUCCACCUCAAAGACUACCAAUCCGCAUCCGAAACCGCCCGGUCAGCGAUGGAGUCCGCUAAUCAACUCUCAUCCGAAACCGGAAUUUCACUGGCAAACACCCAGACAGCAUUGAUGCUGGUGUUAGGAUUAUCUUACGUGUAUUACCAAACACCCAAGAACCAUCCACAGGCAAAAAUGUUAUUCGAGAAAGUCUUGGGUGCGUAUCCGGAUUGUGUUCCGGCUCUUAUUGGGUUAGGACAUAUCCAGCGCGAAGCAGGCGCGGUUGGGGAGGCAUUGGAUCUCAUGCGUCAAGCUGUGGGGGUGGAUGAGUCGUAUAUUGAGGCGAGGAUGGAGGCUUCGUGGUGUGAGGUACUGCUGGAGAAUUAUGAAGAAGGACUGAGCGGGUUGAGGUAUUGUUUGGAGCAGUUGGAGGAUGAGUCGGAUUCUGCUGUGACGAGGGAACGGAAGGGUGAAUGCCACUGGCGCAUCGGACACGGGAUUUGGCUUUCGAAGCCGGAGGAGAGGGGGGAGAGGGAUGGGGCUUACGCGAGCUUCAUUACUGCGUUGAGGAAGAAUCCGAAUUAUGCGCCUGCGUAUACGUCUUUGGGUGUAUUUUACGCUGAUGUGGUGGGCGAUGAGGAUCGUGCGCUCCGAUGUUUCCAGAAAGCGUUCGAGCUCGAUGCGGGGGAAGUCGACGCAGCUGAACGACUCGCCUCAGGCUUCGCCGAGGUUCGGGACUGGGAACUCGUCGAAGUCGUCGCACGACGUGUCGUCAGCUCUAACCAGAAACAGAGUUGGCCACAACGCGCCCUCGGUGUCGUCGAGCUCAAUAAACGAAACUACAAUAAAGCUAUUGGACAUUUCCAGCAGGCGUUGAGGGGGGAUGUUGGAGAUGUCAAUUCGUGGGUUGGGUUGGGUGAGGCGUAUUCGUCUUCUGGACGGUAUGUUGCGGCGAGUAAGGCGUUUAAGAGGGCUGAGCAGCUUGAUCCGGGGAAUUGGUUCGCAAAGUACCUCUUUGCGAACGUGGAGAAGGAGAUGGGGAAUUACGAGGAAGCCGCUGGUGCGUUCGGUGCAGUCCUUGAGACGAGACCGGGUGAGUUCGGGGUCCUUGUUUCGUUGGCUGAGACGCUCGUUGCGUGGGCUUGGGAGUUGAUCCAGAACGGGUUCUUUGCGAGGGCGGCGGAGUGUGCGGUGAAGGCUUUGGAGACUGUGCGGAGUGUGGAGGAAGAGAAGAGGGUGGGGAGUGUGGGGUUGUGGAAGGUCGUUGGUGAUGCUUGUAAUGUGUUUAUGCAGGUGCAGAGUCAUGCGGAUGCUUUCCCUUUGGCGCUGUUGAAGGAGCUGUUUGAGGUGAAGGAGGUUGAUGCUGAGGAGGUGAUCGAUGGGGUUGCGGAGUUGAGUUUGGAGGAGGUCGGUGAUGUUGAGAAGGCGAUGAGAGCUAGCGUCGCAGCUUUCAAGCGCAAUGUCAAGGGAACCGCUGGAGAUCGCUACGCCCAUUCUGCUGCAUGGUAUAACCUCGGAUGGGCAGAGCACCGUCUUGCUACUCACCUCGGUGUCCCGGCAUCCAGGGACAGCCCCGCCGUCGAGGCCUUCAAGCAUGCCAUCAAGGGCGAGGCUAAGAACGAGAGCUACUGGAACGCGUUCGGUAUCGUUCUGGGUGAGGUCAGUCCCAGUAUCGCACAGCAUGCGUUUAUUCGGGCAUUGCACCUCAACCCCAAGUCUGCCACGAUCUGGACGAACCUCGGUACGCUGUACCUUAUCCAGGAUGACUUGGAGCUCGCAAACGAAGUGUAUUCGAGAGCACAGUCGAUUGAUCCCGAAUACGUCCAGGCAUGGGUCGGCCAAGCUUUCGUGGCCAUGGCCCUCGCCGAAGAAGACGAAGCUCGCGAUCUCUUCGAACACGCCGUCGAAAUCAGCGGUGCGAGCUUCAUGACCGCAAACUACCACUUCGGCACAACCGUCUGGGCCCAACUCGCUGCUGGAAAGAAGGGAGUCCGUGGUCUCACUUCUCCCAUCUUUGCUCUGCAAAAGUUCGUUGAGCAGAAACCGUUUGAUGCGUAUGCGCUGCAGUUACAGGCGCAUUUGCUUGAGCGUGCGGGUGAUUAUGUUAGGGCUAGUGAGAGAUUGCGGAAGGCAUGCGAGAUCUUGGAGGCUGAGUAUGAGCAGACUGAGGAUGCGGGUGUGUUGAAGAGGUUCGUUGGGUGUAAAGCUGAUCUCGGAAGGUGUCUGCUCGCGGUUAAGGAGUAUGAGGCAGCCGUUGAGGAAUGCACCACCGCUCUCGACCUCAGUGCUAACGACGAGAAGACGUAUGAGAAGGCUAGGUUGAGUGCGCAUCUGUCUGCGGGAUUGGGGCAGUAUUGUUUGGGUGCGCUGCAAGAUUCGUUGGCCAUGUUCCAGCAAGCCCUCACGGAGGCGAACGGUGACCCAGACGUCGUUGUCCUACUUUCGAAAGUGUUGUGGGCGAUUGGAGGAGAGGAGGAACGCGAGGUUGCUCGCUCCCAGCUCUUCGAGAGUAUCGAGGCGUAUCCUGAGCAUCUCGGUUCUGUUCUCCUCCUCGGUACCACGGCUCUUGUCGAUGGGAACGAGGAUGUCCGGGAUGCCGUGCUAGCUGAGUUGCAGGAUGACAAGUUCUCUGCUGAUCGACGGAAGAAGCUGGAUCCCAAGUAUGAUGUGGAGAAGUUCCUGGCGGCUGUUGCUGUCACUCAAGGCAAAGACCCGAAGAGUAUCUGGAUGAAUGCGUUACAUGUUAACCCCGGUAGCACCAAAUUGUGGAAUCAUCUCGCGAAAACCGUGCCUGGAGAUGACGGCGCGAAGAUCAGGGAAGCAGCGAAGAAUGUCGCGGAGAAGGAAAUUGCUGUUAAGGGUGAGGAGUUGGCUACGGCGUACGAAGCUGCUGGGGAGAUUCAGAGGGGAAUUUGGGUUGCCCCGUGGAUGCAUGUGUAGAAUAGAAGACAAAGUAGAGCGUGAGGGAAUUGCCAAAAAGAGAGAGUUAUUGCAUACAAAAGCCACAAAGCAAAAGAUCACAGAUCGCGAGCCAGAGUCGACGGGUCUACUCCUUGUACACAACGCACUCGCUCUUUUUGCCCUUGACCAACAAGCUGAGCAAGUCAGGACGCGAGUAGUGCCCACAAGGGUCGGCCAUGUUCUUCGCGCUAUCAAUAUCAGUCAAGUCGAUUUCAGCACAGACAAGCCCCUCCUGUCCAGCAGGAAGCCUCUGCACCAUCGGCCUCCCAUCCGGCCCAAAGAUCAUACUGAACCCACCACCCGGAACCUGCAUCUGCUCAACAUGAUCAAUCCCCAACGUCUUCGCCCCGUCCACACUAACAACUUGGCUGGCC